Molecule: messenger RNA, 3312 nt
Organism: Cladocopium goreaui
Lineage: Eukaryota; Dinophyceae; Suessiales; Symbiodiniaceae
Source: the annotation of a GenBank genome assembly
AUGGCGAACGACGUGGCAAUGGAGCAGAGGGAGCUGGCUGAAAUGCAGCCGGAGAAUGUUGAAGAGGUGGAGACGGAGUCAGUACCGGAGUCUGACAUCAAGAAUGCUACCAAUGCUUCUGAGGUUGUCGACAAUCAGUCGGUGACUACAUCCAAUUUUGGUGAAACCAUGAACGUGCUCGCACUUUCUCCAGUUGAAGUCACCCUCUUGCGCAAAAGCUUUGACCUGCUCUUGGCUUCGCUAGGCAAUGACCGGGAAGCAGUGGGAGAUGCCAUUUAUGGGAGCAAGAUUGGGGCCUUGGUGGCCAUCAAAGACAAGUUCAGCACUCCCAGAGCCGUCGUCUCCUUGCGUUUUUUCAACUGUUUCCGGCUGCUCCUAGAGAAAGCCGAGGAUCCCGAUGAGUUGAAGAUCUACGUCGAGACGUUGGCAUUCAAACACUUGGGUGUUGAGAUCAUAGAGCGCAGAGUGGAUGCCGUCAUCUCUGCCUUCACCGAACUUCUGACUCAGAACGUGCCGCAAUUGCCACCUGGAACUUACCAAGCUUGGCAGAAGCUGUUGGGCUAUGCAGGUUCCUGCUAUCGAUUUGUGGGGGACACCUAUGGUGAGCGUCUUCAAAUCAUCAAGGAGGAUUGGAGCGUGGUCCAGGCUGCCUCGGGCAAAGAGAAAGACUCUGAGAGUGAAGAAGAGCGAGAGGAUGGAGAGGAUGGAGAUGGCGACGACGAGAAAGACGAGACCAAGAAGGGCAGCACAGAGACUUUCAGUUUUGGCCGAAUGUGCGCAUUCAGCAACGAAGUCAUGGGACAAAAGACGGAAGGAUGGAUGGUGGAACUGCUGUCGGUGUUUCACAUUCUCGUGGACAUGAUCUCGAGUCCAGUGCACUUGCAAGAAGAAUGUGACCUAUUAGCCAUCAACUUGAUCGUCAAAUCCCAGAACAUUGACUUCGAGAAGUUCAAACCGGUCAUGUUGGCAGCACUCCGCUCCUUGUUGCCGAAGCAAUGGAGCACCAAGCACGAGACUGCUUGGGAGUGGCUUUGGUUGACAGUUGCUCGGAACCUCAACGAAUCGACCAUGAAGGUUCGGGCAUUCAAACCGUACAAUGCGAAGCUUUUCUCCUCCUUGUCGGAGGACCAACUCAAUCGAUUCCGAGUCAACAUUUUCACCGAUUUUUUUGCCAGAAGUGCUGCAAGUCAAGACCUGUUCAAGCAGUCGCAAUCCAGGCUUCGCUACAUUGCAGACAGGGUACUCCAGUCAUCCUACGACAUGUUCAACAAGAACAAGGAUGAAACCUUGGAUGAGCUGUCAGCCCUCGGGUUGCGACAUGUGGGCUACGGAAUUCCCAUUGAACUCUUUGGUCCCUUUUCAGAGGUCUGUGUCGAGGCGGUGAGGCCGUUGGUCCAGGAGUUCCCCAAUAAGUCCACCAGCACCGAAAUGGUGUGGUGCCCAAAAGAUAAUGCACAUCAGUUACAGGAGAAAGACGUUCCUGAGCACAUGAUGAUCGAAGGUUUCCGCUGGUCCAUUUCCCUGACGGCUCGGGUCUUGGUGCGUACCAUCAUGGAUGGCUCCACUGCCGUGAUGCAAGCGAUCCACUUCGACGAUUCCAAACGCCUGCGCCGGGCCUUGUUGGAUGCCCCACGAGAUCAACGGUGCAUCUGGCAGCUGGCUGUGCAAGUUGGCAGCCAGUCGAUCUCACCACUGUUUUGGGCCUUGAGGAGUGGUGCUCAUACCACAGCCAAAGCCAUGAUUGAAGAUGUGCUGACUAUCCGAGCUGACAGAGACAACUACUACUACGGUGCCGAUGAGUUGUUCAAGUACCAGCCCAACAUUGCGGACAACAUCCUGCGCGAAGCCCCGUUCUUGGCUGAGUCGUUGCUGGAAGGGCUGAUCUGGCGAUCGCACAAAAGCCAGGACAACUUGCGACCGGUAAUUUACUAUGUGAAGCACUUGUUACAAGACAUGGACGAAGAGCAGAUGCUCUCAAGAGGGCUGAUCAGCUACGUGCGUUUCAAUCAUCCACAAACGAUCAUGCACCCGAUCCUGACUUUCACACUGGAUUUGCUCUGGGAAAAGAUGGCCAAGUGGUACUUCCUGAAGGACCGGCUUCUGACCGUGAUCAACAGUAUCAUCUUCGUCACUGCACAAUGCUUGAUGAGUGGAAUCGAGGUGGCUCAGGACCCGACGGCUUCAUUGUUUCUAGCAGUGGGGCGAGCUUUGGUGUAUGCCAUGGGUUUUUGCCGCUUGCUCUACUGGCACGUGCGUCAAAUUAUCCUUUCCUUCGUGAACAAGGAUUUUGCUCCAUUCUCUUGCUUCUGGGUGCCACGGUACCUCACAAGAGGGUCUCAUUUCCUGAGUUUCAUUCUCAUGCUGAACUUGCUGGCCAUGAUGACCGUGGAGCCCAUGUUUCAUUGCUUGGCAGAUUCUUCCGACGAGGAUAGUGGAUAUGGUGGCGCAGUGCAGUUCUACUGUGAUGCCUGGACAGACGAAAUGAGUCUUGCGUAUGAAAUCUUCAUUGUCAUCGGUGUCUUCCUCUAUGUCAUUUUGAUUGUGGAAGUCGGAAGCAUUUCAGUGAGGCUGUCCGAGUACAGAGUUUUGUGUCUGCACGCAGUGGAGCAGGUCCUACUGUGUUUUGCAGUGAUCACAGUAGUGAUCUUGGCCUUCGCCUUCGCAAUCUCGGGAAUGCCUCGUGAGGUGUCCAGCGUUUCUCGGAAUGAGUGGGGAGACGUGGGGGCAGCGCUUUCCACAUUGCUUCGGCUGGCUUUUGGGGUCAUGGACAUGGCACCUAUCCAAGAUGUUGCUGAAGAAAGCAGUUUGCUGGUCAUUGUCAUCAUUCUCUUUUUGAUGGUGUCCUCCACCUUCUUCUUCAACCUCUUGGUCUCACAGUUCUGCGGUGUCUACACCUCUCUUGCUGAAGACAUCAAGGGGCAUGCGAGGCUUGCGCGCGGAGAGAUCAUUAUUGAAACCUUCCAGGCAGUGAAGCCCUCGAAAUGGCAGAAGUUCAUGGAUUCACUGAACUUGGAAAAGCGCGUGGAUUUCGAGCAAGGUGACAUUGGACUUGCUGGAGGCAUCAAGGACUUCGAGCCCGCGUUGGCCCAUCCAGUGGCAAAGGAUCAAAUUAUUCGCUUCGGAGGGAACACAGAUCCAUCCCUGCCUUGGCCAGAAAAGAUGGAGGAAGACAAUUCAAUUGAACAGACCAUCCACCGAACUAUUCAGAAGUCGCUGCAGAAGAUGUUGGGCAAGGGCAAGUUGGGAUCGACUAUGGGAGCCGGAACAGAUGGUGGGAGCAGCAGUUUGAGCGGCAGCAAACACAGUGAGUGA